Messenger RNA from Bemisia tabaci, 3416 nucleotides. RefSeq lists its product as uncharacterized. Gene Ontology annotation, molecular function: mRNA binding. Gene Ontology annotation, biological process: mRNA export from nucleus. Lineage: Eukaryota; Metazoa; Arthropoda; Insecta; Hemiptera; Aleyrodidae. Gene Ontology annotation, cellular component: nucleus. The record is from RefSeq and is a predicted model, not a curated record.
GUCAACGCUGCUCGGCGCAACCAUCCGCGAAACACAUCAAUCACCGCUUAGGCCAAGUUCUUACGCUAGCUUUUGUAAACAGACUUUUCCUGACUUUUUUUCCGAAUAUUUUUCGGGACGAUAUAUUUCCUGUGGAAUAGUUAUCCCCCCGUUGUGCUUCCUUUAGAUAUGGACUGCAAUUAUCCACAAAUUUUCCUGUAAACCUUGCUGUGCAGUUUCGUCAUCAGAAAGUUUUACCCACCUCUCAAAAUGGACAUGAGUCUGGAUGACAUUAUCAAGAAGAAAAAGCCGUUUAUCAAGAAAAAAGGGCAACCUGUCCGGAAAGGAGCUCCAAAAGUUGGAAACAGAAAACCAGCAGGAAAACCUGCAUUGGCAAAAAAUGGAAAAAUUAGCGAUGCAAGACUGAAAAUAGUGAAAAAUCAAAGGCAGAAGUACCAAGAUGCUCGCGACAAACUUGUAGAAAUUAACAAGAUGAAAGGAGAUGCCAGGCAGAAAAUCGAAAGACUUCGAGAACAGAAAAUGGGCCAAAAGACCACCACAGGAUCAGGAAGAAUCAACAUUCAACGGAGCGCUGAUGGGAGGCUUCGGCUCACAACCAAGAAACCUGUGGCGCAGCUGACCAAAGCAAUGCAGCCAACUGCUAGGCCAUCACAGAUACUCAGAAUGAGACAGCCAGUGUACAAGCCAGAACCUAGAUUAGUAGAGGAAGAUUAUGGACACAUGCCCUCGUAUGCUGGACCAGUGCGCAGGACCGUAGAUAAUCGGAAUCUAGAUUACGGAUACUCCUUGUCUGAACCAUCACGACAAAGUAGCUGGGCAGAACCUGCCUCCUCCAUCAUUUACCGGUCCCCUAAUGAAGAGAUAAAACAAAUCCCAGCCAUUAUAACUCGGAGAAGUGAAAUGUCAUCUUGGCCGCGAGGUUAUCAGGAGGUAUCCCCAGUUACCCAAAGAUCUGAUCCGUACGGAACUAGACUAAGGAUGGACCAAGAAGCAGAGAAUCUUCGAAUCUCUAGUAUUCAUGCCCGGUUAGACAGACCAAGUUCAUACCAGCGCCCACAGCUCCUGCCUUCACCCUCCGAAGAAGAUGGUUAUCGUAUUAUUGUUUCUAAUCUACAUCCUAGCGUGACAUCUGUUGACAUCAAAGAAUUAUUUGAAGACGUCGGAGAACUUAUAGCCUGGCGAGUUGUCAGAGCAGGAACCGCUGAGGUAGUUUACAAAAGGCACGAUCAAGCUGCUAAAGCAGUCGAAGUUUACCACAACCGCCUUCUAGAUGGACUUCCAAUGAAGUGCAUGAUCGUCAAUCCUUUGAAAACAAGCAAUGGCCGUCAGCAGAAAUUGCUGCAAGCCGGUGGAAUCAAAGCUUCUGUUCGACCUGAUCUUGACGCCGUUCGAGAUGCCUUGUUCGGAUAUCAAGCACUCUGCCCGAAGGAACCAGUUUUCAAAAGGCACAACUUUUGAACAGUGUAAAUAUCACUUUUGCUUCUGUCUUGAGGUGAAAAUUUUACCUUUAACUGACCCUCAAGUUUCCUUGACUCAUUCUGAACUUAGUAUGUGACGACAAAAAAUUUCAUUUUGACAACCAGAUUCCAGCAGUAACUUUUAUAAACUUUGUUAUUGGAGCGUUUUGGUGGGAUUUCUCAUUUUUUACUGUGGCGCAAGUCAUCUGAGUGGGCUGCUUCGGCUGUAAGAAUUUUAUCAUCUUGCUUAUGCCGAUUAUGUUCCCCCUCCAGUUAAUUAAUCAUAAAAAAGGGCCAUAAGGUUUUGAAAUUUACUUCAGUUCGUUUUUUUUUUAGAUUUUAAGAAUAUUCAUAAUUCCUUCAAGCCAAUGUGAGUAGUGUUGGAAAAAUGUAUCAUAAGUUUGAUACUCUUUCUCAAAACCCUUGUCAGGAAGUCCCUUGUUUUUCUAUUCCUCCUUUUUUUUCUUUUUUUUUUUUUUGGUAAAUAAUUCAAUCGCAUGAAGUGCACUGACAUCGUACUCGAGGCAUUACAUUGUGCGUUAUUUUUAUCAAUCAUUGAAUCAGGUAUCCCCAAUGAUGUAAAAUUCAGAAGUGAGGACCAAGAAAAUUUGUUUGCAAUCCAUUGCUCCAGCAAAUGGCAAUGAGGGACUAGACAAGGUUUGAACCAGGAGAGAACGUCACAUGUUUCCUCUUCAAAAUCUUACGCAGAAAACAAUCCACACAAUAGGAAGUUCGGGAACCAACUUUUGAACGACAUAUUAACAAGUGUUUUGAACACAGAUUAAAUGGAAGUUAAAUUUCAUACAAAUGACCUCAUUUGUAUUUUUGGCAUAUAAGUAAUGUUAAUUGUAAACACCUAUAUCUUGUUCAGGAGUUGAUUUCCAGGCUUUCCGCCGUGUGGUUUGUUGUACUCUAAAAAUUUUGAAAAUAAAACAUGUUACGUGGUGCUUCAACUCAUACCUUGUCUAGCUGGCCAACCCCUCAAAAAAUUGUUUUGCUUUUACUAUUAUCACAGAAUUCUCACCCAUGGGAAAUCAAGUCAUAAAAGCAAAUCAUUCUGUCAGAAUGAUUGGCUGGUGAGGAAAAUUUACUUGAUAUCUUGUUUGUUCUGAUUAAAAGGUAGGGUAGCACCAAUAUUGCACUAAAGUAUUAAUUAGUUCAAAAUAUUCUAAAUUAGUCAACUGCAUCUGUAAGAGCAGAGCAUAAUAUCCCUUCACAUUUUAUACUUUCAAUUCAACCAGAACUACAAUAAAGUAUGAAGUAAUACAAUAACUUGUUUAAUGCGUGUGUUGCACGCCAAGUGAAUAGGCUCUAUACAAGUAAAUUCAGACGAAAAUCCCUUCUAAAAAGUAAAAAAUCCACUCCUCAGCGCAUAAUCUGAACAGCUUGUAACUCGCUUUCUAAGUUGCCUGGGUCUACAAGCAGAUUUUCGCAGUCCAGUUUAGGUCUGCACAGUUUAGGGAGUGAGUAAACUUAAUUUGGUCAAACAAACAAUUUCAAAUACUUUUUCUAGUGGAAGAUGUUAAUAGUUUUCAAGAUUUUGUUUCCUUCUUUUUAUGUUUUUCAAACAAAGGUUUUAAAUCAAUCGAAAUUCUAUGUAAGGAAAGUUUUCAACAGUUCAAGAGAUCAUUCGUUUAUUUAAGUCAGGUUUGUUUGCGUCUCUCGCUGUGCUAAAGUAACUACCCGCAGACGCGGUAAAUUUGGAAAAACCUGUCACAGCCUAUCACAAAUUGUACGCUAAGGAGUGGAUUGGGCACUUUUAUGAUGUGUCCAAAACGAUUUUCGUGCGAUUUUACCCGUAGAAAGUUUAUCACUUUCGAUUGGUUUGCUCGGUUGUAUCUCUUGCGUGCAACAGCUCUAUUGUAAGAUCGGUGUACUUGGUUUUAAUUACCCGUCUUUGUAGUGGUGUUUUCAAUACUGAACUGUAAAUUUAAAUAAAUUAUUCUUUCAUAUGUUUAA